AAGUUUUCUUAACUGUUUUGAGUACAGAGGGCUUGGUUUUCAUCAGCAGAGGCAGAGGGAAUUAUAGAUGUCCUGUGUACUAGGCAUAUUGCAAUGACUUGAUUUAACCUUUUCAUCCCUAUUAGUCACAAGAAGGGGUGGAAGAAGGUCCAGGAAUGCUGAGAGAAGCUGGAUUGCUUGAUAGGUUAAGAGUACAAGGAUGUGAUGUGAAAGACUAUGGAAAUCUGCAGUUUAGUGAUGUUCCAGAUGAUAGCCCAUUUAAUGGAACGAAGAAUCCCAGGUCAGUUGGGAAAGCAAACCAGAUGUUGGCCAGUGUUACUGCAGAUGUGAAGAGGAGUGGAAGAACCUCAGUAGUCCUUGGCGGAGAUCACAGCCUGGCCAUUGGAAGCAUCUCUGGACAUGCAGCAGUUCACCCGGAUCUCUGUUUAGUUUGGGUUGAUGCCCACACUGACAUCAACACGCCCUUAACAUCUCCCAGUGGCAACUUGCAUGGACAGCCCCUGGCUUUCCUCAUCAAGGAACUUCAGAAGGAGAUGCCUGAUGUCCCUGGGUUCUCUUGGGUGAAACCACGCCUGUCAGCUAAAGAUGUUGUAUAUAUUGGUGUAAGAGAUGUGGAUCCUGGAGAAGAACUCCUUGUGAAAUCUCUUGGGAUAAAAUGCUAUUCCAUGUCUGAAAUUGAUAAACUUGGAAUUGGGAAAGUGAUGGAAGAAACACUUGCAUACUUGCUGGCCAACAAGAAGAGACCAAUUCACUUAAGUUUUGAUAUUGAUGGUUUGGAUCCUUCUGUGGCACCAGCUACAGGAACCCCAGUUCCUGGAGGAAUGACUUACAGAGAAGGCAUCUAUGUUGCAGAAGAACUAUAUAAAACAGGGCUGCUCUCAGCAGUGGAUAUAAUGGAGGUCAACCCAGCUCAUGGCAAGACACCAGAAGAAGUGAGCAUCACUAUCAGUUCAGCUGUGGCAAUGAUCCUGUCCUGCUUUGGAGCAUCGCGUGGGAGGUCUAACCACUCAAGUUGCUGUGGUCCUUAAUUUCAGGCUUUGAAUAUAUGGAAACUGAGGCUCUAAGAGCCUUCAACAAGCACAGUUCCUAGAAGCUAAUUUUGAUGAUUAUAAGUAAAGUGCAUUAGGCCUGUUAUU
Pogona vitticeps (central bearded dragon) is the source of this 1136-nucleotide messenger RNA. The record is from RefSeq and is a predicted model, not a curated record. NCBI's taxonomy places the organism in Eukaryota, Metazoa, Chordata, Lepidosauria, Squamata, Agamidae.